Strongylus vulgaris is the source of this 468-nucleotide messenger RNA. The record is from the annotation of a GenBank genome assembly. Lineage: Eukaryota; Metazoa; Nematoda; Chromadorea; Rhabditida; Strongylidae.
GUUGAUGCUAUGGAUGUCACGGUGCAAAUGGUUUUCUCUGGAUGCUCCAUUUGCCCAUCGGGAGCAGAUGGACUCCCAGGCGAAGAUGGGCCAAUGGGCUUACCUGGUUUGGAAGGUCCUUCUGGCACACCGGGAACUCCAGGUCGAAAUGGGGCUGCAGGACCACCCGGUGACAUUGGACUUCCUGGAAAACCAGGUAAGAAAGGCAAGAUUGGGGCUAUUGGACAUCCUGGAUACGACGCAGUCACAUCGGUUGGAAGUCAAGGAUCAAAAGGACCGCCAGGUCCUGCUGGGCCUCCUGGAGAGCCUGGUGAAGAGGGUACUCCCAACUACGAGGAUGGUGAACCUGGUUCUCGGGGAAUUCGUGGAAAACCUGGAUUGCCAGGAGAGCAAGGGAAACGUGGCAAACAGGGACCGCAAGGUUUUCCAGGAAAGCAGGGUGCAGCGCAGAAAGUAGCACGUUUUUGA